Moneuplotes crassus is the source of this 1724-nucleotide messenger RNA. The record is from the annotation of a GenBank genome assembly. NCBI's taxonomy places the organism in Eukaryota, Ciliophora, Spirotrichea, Euplotida, Euplotidae.
UUAUUGAGAUUAUAGUCCAAAUAUUAAAGAUGAACAACAACCAAAACAAUUAUGACUGGAAUCCGAAUCAGCAGGAUCCCCAAAAGAUGAAUAUGCAAAAUGACGGCAGUGCAAACUCACAAAUGAAUAUGCCUAACAUGCUUGGAGCUAACAUGCAAAUCCCACAAGGCAUGAUGCCCUAUGGAAUGAAUAGUUACAUGAACCAGUUCCAGAUGGGAAACAUGCCUCAAAACUCUAACAUGGGUGGAUCCAUGUACUCUGGAAAUGGUGGAAAUAUAAAUCAGGAAGGCAGCUUCAUUCCCAACAACAACUCUCAAGAUCAAAACCAACAGGUACCUGACGGUACUUAUGGAAACCAAGGACAGCCAGCUGGUACUGAAGAAAUCAAUCAGCCAAAUGUUCCAGAGCAGAAGGUGGAAACUCAAGAACAAAAUCCUGAAAAGGAAGGUAUUACAGGAGGAGAAGGCCGAGCUCUUGAUGAAAACGCCCUAACCCGUGCUAUUAUCCCUGAUAGCCAACCCGCUCAUGCUAAAGACCAAAAUGGUAAGACUAAGAAAAAUGUUGAGGAAAAUUCCAAAGAAAAUGAUGAAGACCCCGAAGGAAAAUACAAUCUGAGAAAAAGAUCUCGAAAGGAAAUCCCCUCCUACUACGAUGAGUUCUCUGAUGAAGAAAACAAGCCUGAUCGUAGGCACAAGAAGCAGAAAAAUGAAGAGGAAGAUUAUGAUCCAGAACAAGAUGAGGAGGAUGACAAUAAUCCUAAGAAUAAGUUUCACCAGCAAGACCAAAAUAACUUCUCUGGAGGUCAGAAUCAGAUGGAUAACUAUAUGAUGCAGCAAAUGAUGAUGCAACAGAUGUACAAUAAUUCCGCCAUGGGGGAAGGAAUGCCGAAUGUUAAUCAAAUAAGCUCUAAUUUGAAUAACAUGAACAACAUGAUGGGGUCACAGUAUCCCCAGAACCAGAUGGCCCAACAGAACUUCUCCAAUGGAGGACAAAGCAACACUCAAGUCCCUCAAAAAUCUGGGGGAUGAGGAGGAGCAAAGGAAGGACCUGGAGGUGUCUGAACUCAUUGUAAUAAGCCUAGGCCACCUCCAGAGCUAUUAGCUCAAAUUCUUGCCUUACAGAAUAGCAGGCAGACUCAGAUGAAUCAGGGCUACAACGACCCUUACUCCUACAUGAUGGGCGGUAACUCCAUGAUGAAUGGAAUGAGCGCCAACAAUGGUUACUAUGGAGCUACAGGUAACACCCAAGGGAGCAACCAGAAUAUGAAUUCAGGCAACAAUUAUGCUGCAAACAACACUCAAUAUCCGAUGCAGAACUCUGGAAAUGGAGGCCAAGGAUAUCCUUCCCAGCAAGAGUCUUCAAAGGCCCAGAAUAACUCAAAUAACCAAACUGGGUAUGGAAUGAUGAAUGGAGGAAAUUCAGGACAGCCAGGUGGGUCUGGCUCGAACUUCGACUCCAACAAUUUCUCCGCCUCGAACACGCAAAUGGGAUCUUACCCAAUGAUGGGAGGGUACCAAAACAUGAAUCAAUCGACACCUGGAGGAGGCAAUGGGAUGAACAACGGAUAUUCCUACGGCUACUCUAUGUAUAACUCUAAUGGGCAAAACCCCCAAGGCAACAACCAAGGCAUGACUCCUGAGCAAAUGCAACAAAUGAUGCAGGGGAACAACCAAUGGAUGCAAGACAUGAACUCAAGAAAAAAUAACUAGAUUUUAUAAUAAUUU